CAUUAAAUUAAGUAAAACCAUAAACUUAAUUUGUUACCUAUAUAUUUAUAAAUGUCAGAAAUCCGAAAUUAAUCGGCCAAGUUCACGAAGGUCAAAAUGAAGAACCUGUUCAUUUCCCCCUCUGUUGUUACGUAUGGCUAUAUUAGCGCUUACUUCACAUCACUGCUCCCUCGAGGAGGUGGAGUACGGAUACCUACUAAACGACCAUUCUUUCAAUGUAACCUGAAAAAAUACUUUUAUUUUCGAAAAAAAUGAGUGCGGACAGCAUUGAAGUCAGUAAGACACGUAAUGACGAUAAUAAUGAUAAGGUGCAACCGCAAAAAGAAGUGGAAGCGAAAGAAAUUUUGCCAGGCUACGCAACUUUUGACGAUUACGUCAAGAAUGCGUUCAGUGCCAUGAAAGAUGGCAUCAAAGCAGCUAACAGCUUACCAGCUGGAGAGAACUUCAAUUAUUACAUGUGCUUCCCAAAAUUCAACGAAGUAAGGAACAAAGAAUUGAAAAAGAUUCUUAAUGUUAUGCAAGGCAUUGCACAAUUGUCAGGAGUGGCUGGCAAUAUGAGACAGAGAGAUGUUGAAGAGAAAUUUGAUCUUCUUGUUGAAGCUAACGACAUAUUUCUCGAUCGAGCGGGUGUGUGUAUGGACGAGGAAGAGGGCAUACCAAAAAAGCCAGGAGUAUCGCUGAUAGUAUCGCAAACGAAUAAAAAAAAUGUGUAUGGUUCCUGGAAUGCAACAGUAACGAAUCAUGGACCAACCGAGAGUACAAACCCGACCGGUGCAUCGGCGAUUCGUUUAUUGGCAGCUCGUAACGUGCAGAGGCCUCAAUUAACGUUCAAAGACAAAAUUGACAACAGUUCCAAGCCAUGGCAACCAAGAAUUAAGGAUAAGCCAAAUUCUCUCAAGCCUCUCGCGCUUUAUCUUGAGGAAGGUGAGAACGGUGAAGUAUUUAAUCAUCCGUACGAGUGUGAACUAGAGAAGUUCGAACCUCCGGAGAAUCAGCUGGAAAAACGGGAUCCUAUACCGUACAAGAGCCUCGAUGAAACGCUUCUCAUCGUUAUAGAAAAACCUCAAGACAUAAAAAUCUUACUCGACGAUUUGAAACAAUACAACGAAAUUGCAAUCGAUCUUGAGCAUCACUCUUACCGUACGUUUCAAGGUAUAACAUGUCUCAUGCAAAUAUCAACGAGAGACACCGAUUAUAUUAUAGACACGUUAACACUGAGAUCGGAGUUACACGUACUGAACGAGAUAUUUACAAAACCGAGUAUUUUGAAAGUAUUCCACGGUGCUAACUCGGAUAUACAUUGGUUGCAACGUGAUUUAUCGCUGUACGUUGUUAACAUGUUUGACACGUACCAAGCAGCGAAACAGCUUAAUCUGCCGUAUCUAAGUUUGGCUUAUCUUAUGAAACGAUAUUGCAACGUUGAUCCUAACAAACAUUUUCAACUUGCUGAUUGGCGCAUAAGACCACUGCCCGAAGAAUUGAUGAAAUACGCCCGUGAGGAUACCCAUUAUCUGUUGUACAUCAUGGACAUUCUACGCAACGAUCUCAUUGAUUCUGCCAAUGGACAGAGCAACAUUCUUCGAGCGGUUUAUGACCGAAGCACCGAAGUUUGCAAACAAGUCUACACAAAACCCGUGUGGAACGAAGAGAGUUACAUGAACAUGUAUCGCAAGAGCCAAAAAAUGUUCAACAAUCGGCAAUUGUACGCUCUGAGGGAAUUGCACCAGUGGCGAGAUGUGACAGCGAGACAGGAAGACGAUAGCACCGGUUACGUUUUGCCGAAUCACAUGUUACUAAACAUCGCGGAAACACUGCCACGCGAGAUGCAAGGAAUUCUCGCCUGUUGCAAUCCAAUUCCUCCCUUGGUCCGACAAAAUCUUUUGACGCUCCAUAAAUUCAUUUUGAAAGCUCGCGAACAGCCCCUUAUCAAACCGGUAUUAGAGCAGGAUAUAAGACAACGAUUGACACAGAGAAAUCAAGCUGCUAAUUCGGACGUUUGGAUUUAUACGCCACACGAUGUACCGAGUAACACAGAAGUACGAGCAGAUUUGCCCUGCCUACUUAACUCUGAAGACGCGAAUGAUGCGGUUGAGAAAGAUUCUACGACCGAUCAUAUUGUCACUGUUUUUGAUAGUCCUACGGGAUCUGAUCACGACGAAUGGAUAGAACGACGAAGAAUAUUAAGGGAAAAGAAAACGAAGUUCGUGAGCCCGUUCGAGAGAUACAAGAGAGUGAUGCCCAUGGUCGCAGCGCAAGAAGAACAGCAGCGAAAAAUGCAGGAGAAAGAAGAAGCAGAGCGGCAUCGUAACGCGCUUGAUGAGGCGGAAGAAACGGCGAUGAGCAUCCAGAGAGUACACGAACAUUUCAAAAAUGUUGCGCAGAAUUCGAACGUCCCGGAAAAUUCGAGGGAAUCCCGAAAGGAUAAAAUUCAAGUUCCACUCAGUCAGAUGCAUGGUAGAAAACGAAAACGACAAUCCGACUUGGUGGAUUCUUCCGAUCAUCAAGAAGAUUCAAAGUACGAUGUUUCGACACCAAAACCUUCGAUUGAACUGACCAUUGCUCAGAGCUACGCUAGAAAGAGAAAACAUGAAAUGACGGAUUAUCCAGGAGCCCGUAAAGAGAUGAAACGCGAACCGAUUGUGAAAAAUAAAAGUCCACAGAAGGGCAGGAAAAUUCAAGUUUUUCCUAAAAACGAAACGUCGACGGGCCCCCAAGAAACUGACAAGAGAUUGAAUUCUGUCGGCAGAUUGAAUCUGAGAUCAAAGGAGCAAAAACGCGCAAACCGAACUGAACUGGAAAAGAAGGGAAUGCUGCCACAAAAAAAUUUCGAUUACAAAUCUGUAGAUUUCAGCAGUUUCCAAGGUGGAAGUUCAAAGGGUGAUGAAUCCACGCAGUUUCACCAGCAGAAGCAAAAAGAUAAAACCAAGAAAGGUAAGAAACGGAAGAAGCAGAAGAUCGGCAAGAUAUGAAGAAACCAAUCGACCUCUUUGUACAGUAACGCGUACGUUUAAAACUUUCAUUUUCAUAUUUCAUUUUUCUAGCCUCUUUUUACAAAUGUAUUAUACUCAAAGAAAAAUCUUUUGAAUAUCGUUUCGUUAGUUUUAUGCUAAACUAAACUAUUGUAAGUCACUGAGUUGUCGAAAUUACGAUGAUUCAAAACAGACGAAAUUAAUUUAUAACACGCUUGCGAAAGUUAUUCAUUGUGUUAUAAAAAAUAAAGAAAAAACAUUUCUCAA
Venturia canescens is the source of this 3236-nucleotide messenger RNA. It is a transcript of the gene Rrp6, whose product is annotated as exosome component Rrp6. Lineage: Eukaryota; Metazoa; Arthropoda; Insecta; Hymenoptera; Ichneumonidae. The transcript is spliced from 6 exons. Gene Ontology annotation, molecular function: nucleotide binding; 3'-5'-RNA exonuclease activity; single-stranded RNA binding. Gene Ontology annotation, cellular component: nuclear exosome (RNase complex); nucleolus. The coding region runs from base 252 to 2969 and encodes 905 amino acids. The record is from RefSeq and is a predicted model, not a curated record. Gene Ontology annotation, biological process: poly(A)-dependent snoRNA 3'-end processing; nuclear polyadenylation-dependent snoRNA catabolic process; exonucleolytic trimming to generate mature 3'-end of 5.8S rRNA from tricistronic rRNA transcript (SSU-rRNA, 5.8S rRNA, LSU-rRNA).